AUGGCAGAUCCUGCUGAUUAUAAGAGUCUUGAACGUGAUAUUGAGCAAACACUUGCUGCCUUGAAGAAAGGGACCCAAUUGAUAAAGUACAGUCGAAAAACGAAGCCAAAAGUCUGCGAAUUCAGACUUUCUCUGAUAUGCAAAGACAGAGAUGAGACAGAGACAUGGUUUAAAGGCCUUCAGACAUUAAUUUCCGAAGAAAAGUUUAACAGCCGCAUUGAAAGUCAACUUUUUUAUGAUGAUGUUGAUUUUAUCCAACAUGGUCAUCCUUUCGCUACAGCACUAGGAUUUGUCAUAAACAUUAGUAACAAGGUCUCUUUGGAUUUGGCUUCUGACGAGUCUUCAUUGAAUUUGUUAAGUACAUAUGUGGGGUUAGAGGGUGAUAAUAUGCAACCAAGAACAAGUAUUGGAGAUAGUUUUCGUGUGAGUGUGUCAAGUGCACCCAGUGUUUCAAGUGCAGGAUCAGGACCAGAUGACAUAGAAUCACUAGGUGAUGUUUAUGUAUGGGGAGAGGUUUGGGCAGAUGGGGUUUCACCUGAUGGAUUUGUUACUCAAGUUCCUUCCACAACAGAUGUAUUGAUUCCUAAGCCAUUAGAGUCAAGUGUUGUUCUUGAUGUUCAACAAAUUGCAUCUGGCACGCGACACAUUGCUCUGGUUACAAGGCAAGGGGAGGUUUUUACAUGGGGAGAAGAAUCUGGGGGAAGACUUGGUCAUGGAACUGAUAAAGAUUUUGGACGCCCUCAUCUUGUUGAGUUUUUGGCAGUUACUAACAUGGAUUUUGUUGCUUGUGGAGAGAAUCAUACAUGCGCUGUGUCUACAUCUGAUGAUCUUUUCUCAUGGGGUGAUGGUACAUAUAAUGUUGGACUUCUUGGACAUGGAACUGAUGUUAGCCAUUGGAUACCAAAGAAGGUUUGUGGUCCUCUAGAAGGACUUCAAGUUAUAUCUAUAGCAUGUGGCACAUGGCAUUCAGCAUUGGCAACUUCUAAUGGAAAACUUUUUACCUUUGGUGAUGGAACAUUUGGCGUCUUGGGUCAUGGAAAUAGACAAAGUGUAUCAUAUCCAAAAGAGGUGCAAUUAUUAAGUGGAUUGAAAACUAUUAAGGUUUCGUGUGGAGUAUGGCAUACUGCAGCUAUUGUAGAAGUUACUUUUCAAUCUGGUUCAAAUGUCUCAUCCAGAAAGCUUUUCACUUGGGGAGAUGGUGACAAAUAUCGUCUGGGACAUGGAAAUAAGGAAACAUACCUUCAACCCACUUGUGUCUCUACACUAAUUGAAUAUAAUUUCCACCAAAUAGCAUGUGGACACACUAUGACUGUUGCCCUUACUACAUCUGGUCAUAUCUUUACUAUGGGAAACUCUGAAAAUGGUCAAUUAGGAAAUCCUUUAGUUGAUGGAAAAGUACCUAUCCUAGUACAAGAUAAGUUAGUGGGUGAAUUUGUGGAGGAAAUAUCAUGUGGAUCUCAUCAUGUUGCAGCCUUAACAUCAAGAAGUGAACUAUACACAUGGGGCAAAGGUGCUAAUGGUAGAUUGGGACAUGGAGACAUAGAAGAUAGAAAAUCCCCGACAUUAGUGGAAUCCUUGAAGGAUAGACACGUAAAAAAUAUUUCAUGUGGCUCAAACUUUACAUCUUGCAUAUGCAUUCAUAAAUGGGUCUCUGGAGUUGACCAAUCUAUUUGUACUGGUUGCAGACAACCAUUUGGUUUCACUAGAAAGAGACAUAAUUGUUAUAAUUGUGGAUUAGUGCACUGUCAUGGUUGUAGUUCAAGAAAGGUACUAAAAGCAGCAUUAGCUCCAACACCAGGAAAACCCCAUCGUGUGUGUGACUCUUGUUAUAAUAAACUCAAAGCUGUUGAGGCAUCUGCUUCUUCAAGUCUUCACAGAAAAGCUACUACUGCACCUCGCACUUCCAUAGAUGCCAGAGAGAGAUUCGGCCAAGGAGAAAUGAAGUCUUCAAGACUUAUUCUGCCUCCUGUCACAGAACCAAUAAAAUAUCAUCAGAUGAUGACUAAUAAGUUUGGAGGAAAAUAUGAUUAUUCUUCCAUGUCUCCAUCUUCCCAAAUUCCAUCACUUCUACAAUUGAAUGAUAUUGCAUUUCCAAACUCAAUAAAUUCCUCUCAUCAUGUUUUGAAGUCUGCUCUAACUCCUAAUCCACCACUAAGUUCACCUCUCAUUUCAAGACCAUCAUCUCCUUAUUCAAGAAGGUCAAGCUCACCACGUUCUCGAACUUCGGGAUUUUCUAGAAGUCUUAUCGAUAGUUUGAAGAAGACAAAUGACCUUUUAAAUCAAGACAUUUCAAAAUUGCAAAACCAGAUACGAAAUGUGAAGCAAAAACAUGAAAUAGAAAUUGUAAAGCUUCAGAGAAAUGUUAGGGAGGUUACCUCCUUAGCUGCAGUCGAAUCUUCUAAGCGUAAAAUCAUGAAAGAGUUUUUCGAGUCUACCGUAAAUCAGUUGAAGGAAAUGACUGGGAAGCUGCCACCAGAAGUGUUAGAUGAUGAAAAUUGGAAAACCAUGCUUGCUGGAGCUGAAGACUUUUUAAGAGAAAAUUCGGAAUCUGAAACACCAUGUAUAUCAUCAAGUAUGAAGUCUCGACAACAAAAGGUUCCUAAUAGACUCGAUUCAAAUGGUAAUUCUUCUAAAUUGCGAGCACAUAAAAUAGGAGAAAAUAAUGAAAUUGAAAGAGCUGGCUCAUUACUGAAAGAUGAAGGAAAUGUUGAAAGCAACAACUCAUCUUCAUCAAACAAUGAAGCAUCAAUGUCUUCACAACAUUCUGUAAAUGAUUCAAAGUCCCAAGAUUCUUCAAGGCCAAGUAAAGAAGGAGAAUCGCAAGUCAUUGAACAAUUUGAACCUGGCGUAUACGUGACGUUAAUCGUGAAGUCUUCUGGUGUCAAGGUUUUCAAACGGGUUAGAUUCAGUAAACGAAGGUUCCAUGAACAUCAAGCAGAAGAUUGGUGGAACAAGAACAAAGAUAGAGUGCUUAAGAAAUACAGUACUUUACAAGCUACAAAAUCACAAGGUAUUCGGUCAUGUAACACUCUACGGAUACUGUCAACACCACCACUGCCGCCACCCCCGCCGUCAUCCGAUGCAGAAGAACAUAUUGAGGCUACAUCCUCCUAA
This is a messenger RNA of Sphenostylis stenocarpa, 3114 nucleotides long. NCBI's taxonomy places the organism in Eukaryota, Viridiplantae, Streptophyta, Magnoliopsida, Fabales, Fabaceae. The record is from the annotation of a GenBank genome assembly.